AUGUUAAGAUUUGGCCAGCCUGAUACAUUGAGAGGUGUCGCCUUGCAGAUAGACCCCAAUACUUUUGAACAUAAUUUUUACCGGGUGCUCACCGGUGUGGUGGUGCCCCGUCCCAUAGCCUUUGUGUCUACUAUUUCCACAGACGGAGUAGUCAACCUGGCUCCCUACUCCUUUUUCAACGCCGUCGCCUCUGACCCGCCUACCAUCGUAUUUUCUUCGUCCCGCCGUGCGGGUUCAAAAGCCAAAGACACCCUGACCAACGUGGAAGAAACCGGCGAGUUCGUGGUGAACGUGGUGGUGGAUGACAUUGCCGAGGCGAUGAACAAGACCGCCGCCGAGUUUCCCGUGGAGGUCAACGAGUUUGAAAUCGCGGGCCUCAGCGAGGCGCCGUCGGUCAAGGUCAAGGCGCCCCGGGUUGCCGAAUCGCCGGUCAAUAUGGAGUGCAGGCUGAAGCAGGUGGUUGACCUGGGAGCUGACCCCGAACACGGUCACGGCCUGGUCAUUGGGGAAGUUAUAUACAUGCACAUCCGGGACGACCUGAUAGACGGCCACCGGAUAAAUCACCAGCUUUUGAAGCCCACCGGCCGCCUGGCGGGAAGCAUGUACUGCCGCACGGCAGACAGCUUCGAAAUGGUGAGGCCGGUUUACGAAGGUUAG
This is a messenger RNA of Geodia barretti, 657 nucleotides long. The record is from the annotation of a GenBank genome assembly. Lineage: Eukaryota; Metazoa; Porifera; Demospongiae; Tetractinellida; Geodiidae.